UGGAGAACAGAAGAGACCCCAGUACAAACAACACACACCAUGUUCUCUACAUUUCUACUGCUCCUGCUGGCAGCUGCUUCCAAUGUGCAUUGUGUUGAACUGACUCAGCCUGCUUCCAUGACAGUCCAGCCAGGCCAGAGUCUCUCCAUCAACUGCAAGGUUUCAUAUUCAGUUACCAGCUAUAGUACAGCUUGGAUCCGACAACCUGCAGGAAAAGCUCUGGAGUGGAUCAAUUUAAUUUACUAUGAUGGGGAUAUUCGUCAGAAAGAUUCACUUAAAAACAAGUUUGUCAUCUCUCGAGACACAUCCAGUAACACCGUGACCUUACAGGGACAGAACAUGCAGACUGAAGACACAGCUGUGUAUUACUGUGCUCGUUACCCACAGUGAGACAGAUCAACAACAUCUCUGUACAAAAACACCUCAUACAAAGUCCUAUUAGAACUUAUGAAUGAAAAAAAUGUGAACAUUA
This is a messenger RNA of Ictalurus punctatus (channel catfish), 472 nucleotides long. RefSeq names its product Ig heavy chain V region 5A. Gene Ontology annotation, molecular function: antigen binding; immunoglobulin receptor binding. The coding region runs from base 40 to 390 and encodes 116 amino acids. The record is from RefSeq and is a predicted model, not a curated record. The transcript has 2 exons. Gene Ontology annotation, biological process: complement activation, classical pathway; B cell receptor signaling pathway; phagocytosis, engulfment. NCBI's taxonomy places the organism in Eukaryota, Metazoa, Chordata, Actinopteri, Siluriformes, Ictaluridae. Gene Ontology annotation, cellular component: external side of plasma membrane; blood microparticle; immunoglobulin complex, circulating.